UAAAUGAAGUUACUGGGUAUAAACAUAUCACAUAAUCGUCACACAAUUCACUGGCGACACUAAAUCUGAAGAGGUUCAGAGAUCGGAUCGUCUUCCCUGUCAAGCAUAGGUUAUUCCUCGUGAUACCAUAAUGUUCAGUGCAAGGGCGCAUUCAUAUUCUACAGCGCGGAUGGCUUGACGGAGGAUUUUUGUUUGCAGGAUAGCUUGACCGCAGUAGAUUUUGCAUCGUGAGCCAUGGCACGAGUUUUUCCGCAAAAGUAAUCUGAGAAGAACUAGGUUAGAAAUAGGUUAAAAUGGGCGGCACACUUCUGCUUGCGUGAAAGUCGUUACAUGGACUGUACUGGUGAAAAGUUAUACGGCAGAUGGGGGAAGCAGACAAAGAGGAAAAAAUGUAAAGGACAGUCUGUUUUAACAUAAUACUGUCUCUUGCCAUCGCAAAGGGAUCUAUCUUAACAUAUCGACUGAAUAAGUGCCACAAACGUGGUACAAUUCUUCAAGAAAGCUCCACGUGCAAUUCGCCCCUCCGCCCACUCUGCUUCCCUUCAUUGAAUGGGGCUCCGUUGUUUCAUCGCCCCCAACGCGUUCCAAGGACGGCAGACUGAAAAUCCUUAUACGGAUUGACCAUGCCUGGUGAGUAUAACCAGAGAUCCUGGAAUAUAAUGACAUCUCUGGUAUAAUUUAGCUAGCUAACGACGUUAGAUAACGCUAUUGCUGGUUAUGUAGUUAGCUGCAGUUGUUCAAGAGAUGUCCAGUUUGUAGCCAAACAUGCAUCAUAGAGAAGGUCAGCUAGGGGACCCUCAGACUCACGCAGACAUCCCUCGCUGUGAGCCUUCCUAUAAAUGGAACAGGGAGAACACUUGAAUUAGGUUGGUGACAUUUGACCUGGUCAAAGGUCAAAAGAGUUUCGAGGUUUGUCCCAAUUCACCUUUGUAACCUAGCCUGGUGGAACCAGCCUGAUCGCUGCAUUUACCAUUCUAUUUCACUUCACUGAUCAUGAUAUCUAAAGUGAAAUAGGAAGGUGAAUGCAUCGAUAAGGUUGGUUCCACCAUACUAAUCACCAUACUAAUCAUAACCACCAUUGAUAAUCUUAUCAGUGUCUUUGAUGCGGGAUCAGAAGCUGAUCUAUGCUGCCAUGCCCAUCAAUGUGGGACUGAAGUUCUACAGAUGGAGAGGACUGUAGAUGCGUUUGCCAGUCGCCAGUCUCGGUCGUUUGAUGGGGAGACCAUAAUUGGGAUUUGCUAUGUCCAGUUUCCUGGGUGUGAGUGUUUGGUUCUUGCUUGUCCUUCACUAUGUGGCUGCAGUGAUGGACUGCCACCCGGGUUGUCGCUGUGAAGUCGAGAGCUUCGGCCUGUUCCACAGCUUCAGCCUGACCCGGGUCGACUGUAGUGGGGUGGGCCGUGGUCAUGGCCUGGUGGUCCCCAUCUCCAUCCCCCUGGACACCUCCUCCCUAGACCUGUCCUCCAGCGCCAUCCACACCAUCGCUGACUCCAUGCUGUCUGGGCCAGGCUACACCACGCUGGCCAGCCUGGACCUCAGCAACAACCUCCUCUCCAGGCUCAACAGCAGCAUCUUCUCCAGGCUGCGCUACCUGGAGACCUUGGACCUGAGCCACAACACCCUGGAGGAGCUGGCCCCCGGCUGCUUCUCUGGCUUGCCCCUGGCCGAGGUGGACCUGAGCGGCAACAGGCUCCAGGAGGUCAACCUGGAGGUCUUUUCCAACAAGGGCCACGGUGCAGGACCUCUCAAUGUGGACCUGUCUAACAACCUGCUGAACACUGUCACGACUAGGGAUCCACAGGUGCUAAGCCCUCCUAACAUUCAGAGCCUCAGUCUGGCAGGGAAUCGUCUGAGGGCCGUGCCCAAGCUGCAGGGCCUCCCUCUGAGGUCUCUGAGCCUGGACGGCAACCCCAUCCUCAGCAUCGAAAGGCACAGCUUCACAGGGCUAAGGGAUCUGGCAUACCUGUCUCUCAGUGGACUGUCUGAGCUCACCUCCAUCCAGCUCCAAAGUUUCAGUGAGCUGAGCAGCCUGCAGGUCCUGGACCUGUCCCACAACAGCAGGCUGAGACCACUUAACCCUGAGGUGUUUAGCGGACUGGCUGCCUUACAGGAGCUCAACCUGUCUAACUCAGGGGUGGUGUCUCUGCCCAGCAACAUUCUCAACCUCCUGCCCAGCAUCAAAAGCAUCGUUCUCAGGGAGAAGGUAAACUGUUGGAAGACCCAUAGACAGGUGCAGUUCCACAGACAGAUAGGAGGACAGUCAACAAGGGGAGAGGAAUUGACCUGUGAUGUCAUAGGAAUUGUUUUAUGAGUCUGCCGGCCUUAACAGGUUGGUCAAAAUGAAGAAGAGGAAGAAGGUGAGAGCCUCACAGUGCAAUCAGCUUAUACAGUAAUCACACUAUAUUUCAAAAUUCAGUCCUCAGAUUUGUGCAUCAUCAUCAAGGGUUGCACUCAAUUUCAAAAUAUAGCUUUUGUUCCACUGCUUCAAGGGAGUGUGCAAUAAAAUACCCGUGUAGAACAGUGGCCAUGGGCUAAUAAAUUAUGCUGGCAACUGAACUAACCAUCUUGAUAACAUGACGAUGUGUGAUGAUUUACAAGGACAAAGUCAGAAAUGAUUACCUGAACUUGUUUUGUAGUUUUCAAUCCCUUUUCUAUUUUUUUAACGAAUUCAACUGAACUAAAUAAUGACAACUCAUACAGUGUUAUGAUGCAUUAAUGUCCAUCAGACUUAUAAUGUAAUAAACUGUUUUAGAGGGCAUCAUAUUGUUAAACAUUACAACAAUUUCUGCUGGCAGAUAAUACCUUUUGAUUACUUGACAAAAAAAUGUUUUUAAUAACAUUAGAAAUAUGUUUUUGCAACAUUUUCUACAGUAUUGCCUUGGACAUAUAUUGUGUUGUGUAUAUGAAGUCUGUCAACUAUUGUUAAUGACUGAAACAGAGACAUGUAUUUUGAAUAAAAUGGAUGCAACACAAUUUGUUCCACACCCUUUUCUGGUCCCGCAACACAAGGUCCAGUGUGUGACUGAUUCACAUAAGGUUUGUUUCAUUCUGUACAGUCAAUAGCACCAUGUAAAAAAUGUGAACGUAAGAGAGUCUUGUCACCGUUUACAGAGUUGAGGAGCGACUCACCAGCGAGCUGUUAUGUGGUCACUGAGGAGGCGUUUUCACAUUUUAAUUGCACUGUCAUCUAAUGAUGUCACACAGUACAGCUCUUCUCACUGCUGUGGUUUAGUCACUGGAUGUGUUGUGUCUGUCUUCAGAUUGUGAUAGACCUAGUUUUAGGAUGAAAUGUGGGCUCAAGACUCAAAUGCAGUUCCACUAAUGCGGGAAGUGGAGAACAGGGUAAUGUAAUAGUGAGACGGUUAAGAAAAAAAGACGAACAAGCUUAUUCUUGUUAUUACCUGUUCUUUGUGCAAAUCAGAGGAAAGGUUGAAAUAGUUUAGGUUCAAAUAAACUCUGACCCACUUGCCUCAGUCCAAUCUCAAAUAAAAUCAUCUUCACUAUUUGGCCUUUGGCUAAUAGAAACAGGCAAGCUGGCCAUGUUUGAUGAUCAUUUUGACACAUCCCCUUAGUUGUAGAGAUGAAUGAAGAGUUUCAUUCCAAAACACCAUAUAUCCAUUUUCAGAAAUGUUGGUAAAUUAGCUUUUAUUGUUUAAGGAAAUAAUGAAAUAGAGAGUGGAAAAAACACAAUCUAAUCAUGGCAGGUUUUACACAGUCAAAUGUAACAGAUAACAAUUUUAAUAAACAACUGUACAAAUGCUAUGUUUCUGACAUCAAAAUGUAAAUGUAAAAAUAAAUAUAUACAGUGCAUUUG
This is a messenger RNA of Oncorhynchus tshawytscha (Chinook salmon), 3811 nucleotides long. RefSeq names its product tsukushi. Gene Ontology annotation, molecular function: protein binding. NCBI's taxonomy places the organism in Eukaryota, Metazoa, Chordata, Actinopteri, Salmoniformes, Salmonidae. The transcript has 4 exons. The record is from RefSeq and is a predicted model, not a curated record. Bases 1241 to 2308 code for a protein of 355 amino acids.